This is a messenger RNA of Helianthus annuus (common sunflower), 2282 nucleotides long. Its product is annotated as LEAF RUST 10 DISEASE-RESISTANCE LOCUS RECEPTOR-LIKE PROTEIN KINASE-like 1.2. Lineage: Eukaryota; Viridiplantae; Streptophyta; Magnoliopsida; Asterales; Asteraceae. The record is from RefSeq and is a predicted model, not a curated record. The transcript is spliced from 4 exons. The coding region runs from base 147 to 2102 and encodes 651 amino acids. Gene Ontology annotation, molecular function: ATP binding; protein kinase activity; polysaccharide binding. Gene Ontology annotation, biological process: protein phosphorylation.
UCACAUUCAACAAGCAAAUAUCAUUAUUGUUUCCAAAUCAAACCAAAACACACAUCCACCCUAUCUACCUUUUUUCACAUUAACCUCCACCAUCAUCAUCACCCAAAUUCAGACAAAACACAUCUCUUCACAUCUCACAAAAGAUUAUGAAAAAGCUCAAAACCACCCUUUUCUUAUCCUUCUUCUUCUUCGUCUUCAUCUUUAAACAUUCUUUUUGUUUAGAUCCAUGGUUUGAACUAUGUGUCCCUAAAGAUUGUGGAGAUGGAGUCAACAUCACCUAUCCAUUUUUCAUACAUGAAUUACAAAACUCCUCUUGUGGAUACCCUGGAUUCCACCUCACUUGCCGCAACAAGUCCCCGAUGCUUCGGCUAUCCGGAAACGACUUCAAAGUUAAACAUAUGGACCCAAAAACGCACUCGAUCCGACUCCAAAACACCGGGGUUUCGUCAUCCUGUCCCUCAAGUAUAAUCCGGAGUCUAACUCUUGAUCCUAACCGGUUCGUGAUUAACAAAACUACCACUAAUUUGCUGAUAACGCGUUGUGAAAAUAGGACACUUGGUAGGGAUUUGGACAAGUAUAGGAUCCGGUCUUGUCAGAAUAGUACGGAGUUUGUUAUGGUUGAAAAUGAUGAGAAUAUGAAACGCGUGAGGGAUGGUUGUGGCGGCGGUGGUGACGUUGUUGAGAUGCCGGUGGAGUUGGGUGGCGGAGACGCGGAGGUUGACGGUGGGAAUUAUAAGGAGGUGGCGGAAAGAGGGUUUGUGAUGACGUGGCUGGCGGCGAAUUGUAGUGUUUGUGAGGAAAGUGGUGGGCGGUGUGGGUAUAAUGCGACGGCUUUCGAGUUUCGUUGUUUUUGCGCCGACAGACCACGAAGAAUCAGUUGCAAUCCUGAAAAAACAAAGCCUACAACGAUAAUCAUCUUAGUUGUGGUAGGAUGCGCGAUCAUCUUUGCACUGGCUACCGGCAUUUUCCUUAUACAUCGUGCCUACAAACGCAAAGCUCUUAUGUGUACGGAUAAAUCACGAGAACUUGAAGAUGCUAGUGUCUACUUCGGUGUGUCGGUUUUCUCCUAUGCCGAACUUCAGGACGCCACCAAUCAUUUCGAUUCUUCCAAAGAAUUAGGCGAUGGGGGUUUCGGGACUGUUUAUUAUGGUAAACUCCGUGACGGUCGGGAAGUCGCAGUGAAACGGCUUUAUGAGCACAACUACAAACGAGUCCAACAAUUCAUGAACGAGGUCGAAAUCCUCACUCGGUUACGCCAUAAAAAUCUUGUGUCGCUUUACGGUUGCACCUCCCGCCGUAGCCGUGAGCUCCUCUUGGUCUAUGAGUACAUCCCUAAUGGCACGGUGGCGGACCACCUCCAUGGUGACCUUGCAAAACAGAGCCCGCUUACGUGGCCAAUCCGUAUGAAAAUAGCCAUUGAAACCGCCAGCGCGCUAGUAUACCUUCACGCCUCCGAAAUCAUACACCGAGAUGUGAAAACUAACAAUAUUCUUCUCGAUACCGAUUAUUGUGUCAAAGUAGCGGAUUUUGGGUUAUCGAGGUUAUUACCGAAUGACGUGACUCAUGUCUCGACCGCACCUCAAGGUACCCCGGGUUAUGUGGACCCAGAAUAUUAUCAGUGUUUCCAGUUGACAGAUAAAAGUGAUGUGUACAGUUUUGGAGUAGUUUUAAUCGAGUUGAUCUCAUCAAUGCCCGCUCUCGACAUUAGCAGAUCCCGCGAUGAGAUUGUUCUAGCUAACAUGGCUAUAAACAGGAUACAAAGAUGUGCUCUUGAUGAGCUCAUCGACCCGUUUCUAGCAUCCGACCCGGAUACCGAGAAGAUGACAACAUUGGUAGCUGAAUUGGCAUUUCGUUGUUUGCAAUUCGAUUCCGAGACGAGGCCUACAAUGGUUGAGGUUUUAGAGGCUUUAAAGGGGAUUCGAGUGGAGGAAAGUGGUGAUGAUGUAGGAAAUGUGACCGUUAAAAAGUCCGAAGUGCCGCCACCUUCGCCAGAAAAUGAAGGUGUAGGGUUGUUAAAAGGACCGAUUAUGGCGUCGCCAGUCACUGUGACGGCUAAAUGGCAUAGCACUAGUAGCGAAUCGAUCACACCAAACGCCGGUUGAGUAAUUGAACGAUAAUAUUGAAAUGUAAAUAAUCAACGUGUAUCAAUUUUUAUAGACAAAAAUACACAUGCUAGAGAAAAUCUCAAGAGGUCUUUGUAGCAAUUUUGUACCCUUUUCCUCAUUUCAUGUUAUUGAUGAAAUUAUUGAUGAAAUAAUAUUAAUGUCUCCUUUAGUCCUUUA